GACAGGCAGCUGUUUGGCCGAGCGCCGCUAUUUUCGUCCGUCCGUCCGCGUUAGCCUCGCGCGUGCUACCGCGGCUAGCCGCGGCUAGCCGCGCCGUACGUUGGCGACGCUGUCAGGUCGUCCUCGGCGGAGGACGGUGCAGAGCAGCGGGGCAUUAGCCGGGCCUGCACCCGUCCGUCCGUCCGUCGGUCCGUCCGUCGCUUUGUUUAUGCCGUUGCGCACCGUGGUGGGUCGGGGGCCGAGGCGGCGGAGGCUGCGCGGCCGCCAGGACUCAGAAGACGUGAUGGCAGCGGCUGACGGCGAGCCCGCGGUCCUCAACGCAGGUGGUUCUGGAGAGAAGGAACCUGGAGAAGAGGAGAAGGAGGAAGAUGCCUCCGGAAGCAGAGACGUCCGAGCGCAGUGUUCUGCACUAGAUGCGGCUCCUGCUGAGGCAGGAGGACCGUCCGGAGACAAAGCCAUGCCGGACGUGGCGGCAGAGAAGGAGGAGGAGGAGGACACGGACAGCAUGGACGGCAGCGUCCUCUACUCCCUCACCGAGGACGGGAGGGAGAGCGAGGGCGGCCGGCGAGAGAGGGACGAGGACAAGCGGGCGGCCCGGAAACGGAACCGGCCCGACGGCGGCGCCACCCGCUCCUCCAGCUCCGACGAGGACGACGAAGACGAGGAGGAGGAGGAGGAGCGCCAGCAGCAGCAGCAGCAGGAGGAGGACGACGAGGCCAUGGAGGCGUGGCUGGGGGCGGAGCUCAGCGACCUGCGCGGGCCCACCUGGCGCGCGGUGCCGUCGCUGCGCUCCAGGGAGAUCGGCCGGGACUCGCGGCAGUUCGUGCGGCGCGUGUGCGGCGCCCGUGGCCUGGUGCAGCGGCUGGAGCUGCAGGGCCGCCUGGAGCGGCACACGGGCUGCGUCAACACGGUGCACUUCAACCCCUCGGGCACGCGCCUGGCGUCGGGCAGCGACGACCUGCGCGUGGUGAUCUGGGACUGGGCCGUGCGCAGCGCGGUGCUGGAGUUCGACAGCGGCCACAAGAGCAACGUGUUCCAGGCCAAGUUCCUGCCCCACAGCGGCGACUCCACGCUGGCCAUGUGCGCGCGCGACGGGCAGAUCCGCGUGGCGGAGCUGUCGGCCACGCAGCGCUGCAAGAACACCAAGCGCGUGGCCCAGCACAAGGGGGCGGCGCACAAGCUGGCCCUGGACCCAGACUCGCCGUGCUCCUUCCUGUCCGCCGGCGAGGACGCCGUGGUGUUCGGCAUCGACCUGCGUUUGGACCGGCCCGCCAAUAAACUGGCGGUUGUGAAGGAGGGGGAUAAAAAGGUGGGGCUGUACACCAUCUAUGUGAACCCAGCCAGGACGCACCACUUCGCCGUCGGUGGGAGAGAUCAGUAUGUGAGAAUAUACGACCAGAGGAAGAUUAACGAGAGCGAUAACAAUGGUGUCCUGAAGAAGUUUUGCCCUUCACACCUGGUGUCCAGCGAGUCCAAAACCAACAUCACCUGCCUUGUGUACAGUCACGACGGCGCCGAGCUCCUGGCCAGUUACAAUGAUGAGGAUAUCUACCUGUUCGACUCCAACCACAGCGAUGGCGCUGACUAUCGGAGGAGAUAUAAGGGACAUCGUAAUAACGCCACCGUGAAGGGGGUGAACUUCUAUGGGCCAUGCAGUGAGUUCGUGGUCAGCGGGAGCGACUGUGGACACAUCUACCUGUGGGACAAGUAUUCUGCUCGUGUUGUCCAGUUCAUGGAAGGAGACAGGGGGGGAGUGGUCAAUUGUCUAGAGCCCCACCCUCAUCUGCCAGGCAUGGCCACCAGUGGCCUGGACCACGACAUCAAACUGUGGGCGCCGACAGCUGAGAGCCCGACGGGACUCAAGGGCCUUAAAGAGGUGAUGAAGAAAAACAAGCGGGAGCGCGAUGAAGACAGCGUGCGCCACGAGGAUCAGUACGACACCCAGCUGCUGUGGUUCCUGAUGAGACACAUGAGGAACCGACGACCAGCGAGGAGACCCCGCGAGGGUGAUGCAGAAACGGACGAGUCCUGGAGCUCUCCAGAUUCUUCGGAUGAAGAAGAAGGGGGUCCAGACCACGUCCAGUGCAUGUCCUCCUGAAAGACACACGCACGCACACACACACACUUGCAUACAUACAUACAUACAUACAUACAUACUGAUGAACACACACUUUAUUGCCCAUGAAUCAAUGCACAUAGGCAAGCACUAUUGGUACACUCAAACACUGACCAGCCACUUGGGGUGUUGAUUUCACACACAUACAUUUUCACACAUAAAUACAUAUAAUUACUUAAAGGUACUGGUGACACAGAGUGAACGAGACGCUUACUGCCUGGUUUUCCAGCUACAGACGACAUGCACUCUUCCAGAAUCCACUUCUUUCUUUUUGUUUUUUUCAUUUGAGAAUGUACGAAGAGGUUUAGUGAGUCCUUGCGUCCCUCUACACCUCGGGGGCCCCUGCUUGACCCGCCGAGCCCCAGAACAAUGUACUGUGCAUUUAUGGCUACGAGCAUCUCUUUACGCACCCGGUACUAAACCACAACACCAGCACACGGCCCUCCGUCCCCACUAUCCUCCCUCCUUAUGCUCCUGAACUUUCUGUACUGAAGAGGGGUCCAGCAAGGGGCGAGGAGAGGUACGACGUGACCCUGAACCCAUCCCCUAAAUGUGACUUUCUCUACUGUUGAACUGAGCGAGCGAAGCCCCGGAGCCCCCUCUGUGUCGCCUCAGCAUAUCACUGGCUUCUGGCCCUGAGCUUGAGCAGGUAGUUGCACUUAUUUUGCAUUUAUUACACGUUUGCUCCCAGAGGACUACUAAACCUUUACAUUCUGCCCUCAGCCCCCCCCCCCCCUCACUGCUGAGUGCAUUUUGAAUCAGGGAAGCUUAAGUUAGAGACACAGCCAAAAUGUGCACUGGGUGAUUUUUCUUUCUGGGGAGGGAGGGAGGAGCUGUUGUCUCGUGUCACUGAGAAGCUCCAUGUAUUAUUUGUUUUGGUGAGUGACGGCCUGUUUUGCACUUCCUGACUGAGGUAGAGGAGGUUGUCUUUACUUCCACCAGCCUUUCCUCCUUCCUCUUCUUCCCCCUGACACCCAUCUUGACAUUGGCGAGGAGCCUCCUCAGUGAACAUGAGAUGGAGCGGUAGACUGUGAUAUAAGGACUGAUUUUUGGACUCUCUCGGGGAACUGUGUAAUUUAAAGGAGCGACAACCGACCUGGAUCAAUCGCAAUUUAAACACUGCCCACGAGCCAGUUGAGGCGGGAGUAAUAACGGGCUCCACUUGAUUGUGUGAAUCCCUCUGUGAUGCUAAAUGUCUCAUCAAUUUCGCAGCCCCCCCCCCAAACUCAAACAUUUGAACCAGGUUGGGUGUUUGCAGCUAUUACACGACUCCCGAGAAACCUUUGGGUUUGUGCUGUAUCAACAUUGGCUCGAUGGAGGACGAAGGGAGGAGGAGGGCAGCAGGGUCAAUAUGCUUGCCAGUCAUUUGUUUUGUGAGAGCGAUAAAGUCCAGCUUUUCUCAUUUUCUGAGAACUCUAGUUAGUUGAAUUUAUAUGUGUGUAUAUAUAUAUAAAUAUAUAAUAAAACUGUAAAAAAAAACAUUGUUUGAAAAAAGAAAAAUCAAAACAUUUGAUUGGUAUUGAUGCAGAGGUUUAUAUUCUAUAUGAGGACAAAUUACUUUUAGAAUCCAAAUGAAGAGGUCGACUCGAGGCACCAUUUCUGUUAAUUUGUUUCCUUUUCGCAAUGACGCCGCUCUGUCAUAAACAGAAUCGCUGUCAUUUCGAGCAUCAAAGCUUUGAUUCUCACGUACAAGAAAAAAACGUUUUCCUUUCUAGAUUCUAGUUCAUCAAUUGAGAUCGGUGUAUUCAGAUUUUUCUCACUGGUGGCUAUUUUGGGCAUCUUCUAUACGUAUUGAGGCUUUUGAUGAAAUAAUUUUCCACCAUUGCCUAAUAUUGCAUUCUACCAGUUCAGUUGGAAACAUGUAUAAUUCGUGCAAUAAACAGAAAGAGAGAGA
Molecule: messenger RNA, 4010 nt
Organism: Betta splendens (Siamese fighting fish)
Lineage: Eukaryota; Metazoa; Chordata; Actinopteri; Anabantiformes; Osphronemidae
Gene: dcaf8
Product: DDB1 and CUL4 associated factor 8
Exons: 13
Coding region: 209-2098 (629 amino acids)
Cellular component (GO): Cul4-RING E3 ubiquitin ligase complex; cytoplasm
Molecular function (GO): protein binding
Source: RefSeq, a predicted model, not a curated record